Messenger RNA from Rana temporaria (common frog), 2329 nucleotides. It is a transcript of the gene WRAP53, whose product is annotated as WD repeat containing antisense to TP53. Gene Ontology annotation, cellular component: Cajal body. The transcript has 11 exons. Bases 168 to 2042 code for a protein of 624 amino acids. Gene Ontology annotation, biological process: Cajal body organization. Gene Ontology annotation, molecular function: RNA binding; protein binding. The record is from RefSeq and is a predicted model, not a curated record. NCBI's taxonomy places the organism in Eukaryota, Metazoa, Chordata, Amphibia, Anura, Ranidae.
GAUGCAUCACUUCUGGAGGAAGUGAUGCAGAAUGUGUGCGUCCCGGGUGGGGCGUGGUUGGCUCUCUGUUUAAACUCUGUCUUCUCCUCUAUGGCAUUAACACCAUCUGGAUGGAAAACUUAAAAGCAAUUCUGUGAUUUCAAUAAAUUCCUUUAGAGGUACUCAAGAUGGAGGUUCCUGAGGGGAUUCCUUUACCCGCAGACACUAUGGCUGAAGAGGGCCUGGUGUCAGAUCACAGUUUUUCUCACGCACCAGAAGAGACUUUAGAGCAAGACGUUGGCUCAUUGAAACCAAACGCUGUUGAUGUUUUUGAGAAGUCGUCGGAGUUGAGAUUGGAGUCGGAGGAAAUUCCCACUCACAACCCAGAUGAGACGACAGAGAGAGGCCAUGGCUCGUUGGAUGGAAGCAGUGUUGAUCUGUUUGAGAAGUCUUCUGAGUUAAGACAGGAGUCGGAGGAAAGUCUCGCUCAGGACAAGACAUCAGAGCGAGACAAUGGCUCAUCGGUUGAUGUUUGUGGGAAGCCACCUGAGAUACUGGUUGAGGAAAGCCUCGGGCCCUCAGAAAGUUGUACUGUUGUUGCAGAAUCUUGCACUGACGGCUUGGUUGAGGAGACGGAUCCCUUAAUGUCUCAAGAAGACCAUAAGACAAAGGAAGAGGAAAAUAUUUAUUCUGGAAGUGGUGAAGGUGCCGAGAUCCGAAGUGGAGACAAAGUCACAGAGGCGCAAGGGUCGCUGGUUUCAGAAGAUCAGGAUUGUGAGGAGCCACCCAGCAAGAAGCCUUGUAUUGAUCACCCGGAGCUGGUCUGUGAUGUUUGCUCCCAUGAGGUGGAAGAAGACGUCCAGGAAGUGGGCGUAGAAUUGGCGAAUCCAGAGGACUUGACCGCAACUACAGAGGAGGAGAACUAUUUCCCGGCAUCGUACGACUUCUCUCAGCCUCCAUGGACAGUGACCGGGGCAUGGAACGAAUACACAAACGUUCCCGAAAACUUCCUGAAAGGCUGCAAGUGGGCUCCUGAUGGGUCGUGUAUUUUAACCAACAGUGAUGACAACAUCCUGAGGGUAUACAAUCUUCCAUCGCAGAUCUAUUCCGGAGAAUGGGAUUUGUUGACGGAAAUGACCCCGGUUUUGCGCAUGGCAGAGGGUGACACUAUUUAUGAUUACUCCUGGUAUCCGACUAUGAACUCGGCUGAUCCCGACACUUGCCUUAUUGCCAGCAGCAGCCGGGAUAACCCUAUUCAUGUGUGGGAUGCCUUCACUGGAAAAACGAAAGCAUCUUAUAGACCUUACAAUCAUCUCGAUGAACUGACAGCUGCGCACUCCCUCAGUUUCUCUCCGGACGGGUCUUUGCUUUUUGCUGGUUUUGAUAAAAUGAUCCGGGUGUUUAAUACUUCUCGCCCAGGAAGAGACUUUGAAUGUCGACCUACUUUCCACAAGAAGCAGGGUCAGCCGGGUAUCAUCUCCUGCAUUGCUUUCAGCCCCACUCAAGACAUUUACGCCUGCGGCUCCUAUUCCAAGUGUCUGGGCCUGUACUCCUAUGAGGAAGGGAUCAUGCUGUCAGUUCUGCACGGUCAUCAUGGAGGGGUUACCCACGUUCUCUUCUCACCGGAUGGAAACUGUAUCUUCACCGGAGGCAGGAAGGACCCUGAGAUUCUAUGCUGGGACGUUCGACAUCCUGGCAAGCUUUUGUGUUCGAUGAAGCGAGAAGUUAACACCAAUCAGAGGAUCUACUUUGAUAUGGAAAUCUCGGGGCGUUACCUCCUCAGCGGGGACACUCACGGCUUGGUGACAGUCUGGGAUAUGGUGUCGCCUCCUGUGGAAGGUUUUUUAUCACCUGCCCUCCAGUUUCAAGGCCAGGGUAACUGUGUUAACGGAAUCAGCCUGCACCCCUCUCUACCCAUCUUGGCCACCACAUCGGGGCAGAGGACCUUUCCCGAGUCUGAGGACAGCAGCGACGAGUCCCCGGCCACCGAGCGGCCGAAACACAGCCUAGCCGGAGAGAACUGUCUGCAGCUCUGGUGGUGCGGUGGGAGUCAGGCCAAGUAAAGAAGAGGAUUCUGGGAAACGUCAUCGCCUACAAAAGAUCCAUUUUGCACAAACAUACAGUGUGGGAUAUUUUCUCCAUCCUGAUCCACACUGCAUGUCUGGCAGAUGGUUCCCAUCCAUGUAAUCUUGUGUAUAUACAGUAUUUUGUUUAUAAAACCCUCAGGAUUUUUUUAUGCUGUGUAUAUAUUCCCUGUGACAAGCUGUGUAUAUAUGUUUUAUACUUGUGUACAGGUUUUGUUCAUCGUUUCAGGCAAUAAACCGUCACCAGUCUGACACCUUUGUAAUAA